This is a messenger RNA of Saxophila tyrrhenica, 1929 nucleotides long. RefSeq lists its product as uncharacterized. Gene Ontology annotation, molecular function: ubiquitin conjugating enzyme activity. Lineage: Eukaryota; Fungi; Ascomycota; Dothideomycetes; Mycosphaerellales; Extremaceae. Gene Ontology annotation, biological process: DNA repair; proteasome-mediated ubiquitin-dependent protein catabolic process; protein polyubiquitination. The record is from RefSeq and is a predicted model, not a curated record. The transcript has a single exon. Gene Ontology annotation, cellular component: HULC complex. The coding region runs from base 1 to 1929 and encodes 642 amino acids.
AUGGCCGGCGACAUGGCGCCCAGCAAUGAUAUCAAACAAACCCUCCUCCGCAAGCGCCUACUCCACGAUAUUGCUGACCUCCAGCACAAUCCUUACCCCGGCAUUGCUCUCCGCGUCGACGACAGCGACGCACUGCAGAAAGCCUGUUUGAUACUUACACCCGCGAAUUGGGAGCCGCUGCACUUGACCAUUGUCUUCGGCGCAAAAUACCCGCUCUCACCCCCCAAGAUCAGCGUACAAUCGUACGUCGUCCAUCCGAAUGUCUUCAACGACUACAUCUGCGCAUCCAUUCUUAACGAUCGCGAAUCCUACACGUCCGCAUACACCCUCAAAGGCAUCUGCAUCCAGAUCCUGAGCUUCUUCAGCAGCGAUACGCUGGAGCAGGAAGAUGGGCUUGGAGCGUUCACUCUGGGGAAGUUCCACGCUUGGGUGGAGGAGGCAAGUGUGGAACAGAAGGAGGCUGCCGGGGUGUUGAGCACGGACAAGCCGGUGUAUGUGUGCAAGAAGUGUGGCUUUGGUGAGCAGAGCGGACGACGUCUGGAUGAGAGACAAAGCGGCACCGGUGGAGCACAGCCCGGGUUCUCUGGAAACGAGGUGCAGGCCGGCAAAGGGUUGGUUGCGCUGCCGCUCGACGUUCUCAUACUUGUGUGCGAAUUCCUGGACGACGAAGAGCUGGUCGUGGCUGCCAGAGCCUGGAAUGGCUUCGCGAGAACCAUGAAACGGAUCAUCCGUAUCCGCGAGCUGCAGUGCUUCACCCUCAAGGAAGGCUUUAAGACCUCUGCCCUGGGCAUUGGAGUCCACAUCGAUGGCAAGAUGCUGCAAUCAGAGUUCGAGCUAAUCUCGCAGCUGGCCUUCUACAGCCUUGGUGUCCGGAGCUCCAUUCACGGCUUGAGGUUCGAACACUGGCUCCCUUUACCAAUCUCCGAGACACACUGGCAGCGAGUGAAGCACAACAUCAACGACCGCCUCACCAAGAUCGGAUUAGAAGCACGUAUCAACGGACCGCCAGUCACCGUCAUUUACGGUUUUAUGAACGACAUUGUCGUACGGCUGUCGUCGAAAGCCAACGAUCUGUUCAACCACGGCCGCGGUUCAAUGCAGCGUGACUACGACUUCAGGACGAAAUCAACGCUCUCAGCGGUCAGCGAGAAGGCGGUGGAGAGCUACUUCCACCUCUUCCACUUACUGUUGUGUCUCACAAUCGACAAGCCCAGCGUCGUCCAGGACGCCAACAACAAGCUCAAAGCCUUCUUGGACGGCCAGACCGACAAGCAGAGUGUACCAAACCUCGGUCACCUGCUGACCAUGGUGCUCAUCGCCAACGUUGACAUCACAGAAGGGCUGACCAAAGCCAUCAUCAAAGAGACCAUUACCCGCAACGUCGUGUGGAUGCUGGACUCACGUGGACAGAACAUGCCCGAACUCAGCUUCCUCGAAACCGACGCCAUCAGUCACUUCCGCCUGCAGAAGACGUUCGAUGCGGGCAAGACAUCCUACCGCAUCCUCAUGAUCGCGCAUCUGAUGAAAACCACAGUCAGCAAAAUGGCAACAGCCUCCGGCCAGAAGAGAAACCUCUCCUCGCUCUGCAAAGAACUCUUCGACCGCCACGGUGAACCACCAACGGGCGCAGCAGCCCAUCUCACAGAUGCCAUCAGGCAAAUCCAGCAAGUCAACUGCUUCCAUGACUUCCUCAAGAAGAUGAGCGUGCCUCCGCCCAGCGCUUCGCUGUUCACCGCUUAUCUGCGGCAGACGCUGUACGAGAGUGUGGACAAGGGGUAUUCGAAGUGGGGGCUCCCGCAGGAGCAGGCGUUAGCAUUGCGGUUGGAGAAGGAACCUGGGGUAGGGAGGGUGGAGGGUGUGCGGCCGGAGUAUCGUAGGGUGAGGGUCAGCUUCUUUCCGCAGGAUGGCACCCGUAUGCGGUUCACGUGA